Mycena citricolor is the source of this 3259-nucleotide messenger RNA. Lineage: Eukaryota; Fungi; Basidiomycota; Agaricomycetes; Agaricales; Mycenaceae. The record is from the annotation of a GenBank genome assembly.
UUCGAAACCAUGCGCGCGAACCUCGCUGAGAUGAACCGCCAGACACAAGAGUACCUCGAUCGCUUCCAAGCGUCGACGACGACUCCCGAGCACCCACCCGUCCUCUCGGGCCUGCGCAAUGUCCAGCUCCCGACGCCUGCCGCGAGCAUCGACGACGGGGCGCCGCAUCCUGGGCGCCGGCGCUCGUUUUUGGAGACCCAGAUAGCCCGGCGGCGCCAGCUGCACCAUUCGGAUGAUCCGAAUACGAUUCUCGGCAGGCGGGUGGCUGCUCGGGAGGCCGCGGGGACCAGCAGCAGCAGCAGCAGCAGCAGCAGUGUGCGGGCAGCAGUGGAGGGCUCUCCGCAUGCAGAACAAGUUCUGAGGGCGGUCGAGAUGGAGCGGGAGCUGCUGCAUCUGCGCUCGAAUGGUGCCCAUCUGCAGCGGCGGACGGAUCCGGGUCAGCGGACACUAGGGCGCUUAGAGACGUUUGCGACGGCGCGCGCUGAUGCGAUCCGUGUUGCUCGGUCUAGUCUGGAUAUGGAGAUGGCUAGAUUGAGACAGCACCAGCACCAGCACCAGCAACAGUUGUCGGCUGCGCCGCUGAGCCCCAGGUCAACGAACAUGACACGGCGCUGGCGCGCUUCUCGGUCGAGCGACAGCCGGCAGAGCUCGACGAAUUCAUCGCAAUCUCUCGCUUCCCUGCCUCAUCGCGAGAGGCUUUCUCUGCUGUCCAAUUUCUCCUCGAUACAGAAUCUGCAAACGCCGACUUCGGCUCAUGCUCCAGGACCGCUUCUGUUUGAGGAGCCGGAGAGCUACUCCAGACGCCUGUCGCGGGACUUUCUCGAAUCGCCUGUUGGCACUGAUCGCCGUUUCUCUGUUCUCGGGACAUCUCAACUCAACGAGGAAGAGAGCAUACGAGAUAGUCUAUGGGAGGAGCUUGAUGAAGUCAAUGCGAGCUGGGAAAGCACUAUCUGGGAUACUCUUCCCCGAGACGGGGGAACUCGUCCUCGGCCCGCACCAAAUCCGAGCCCCGUACCCGGCCGACAUCGAGGAUGGGCUAGGCUGGAUGCCAAUGGAGACUUGAUACCUUCCGACGAAGAAGAAGAGUAUGAGCGCAUCCGUCUUGAAGCCCGGAUGGAAUCUCUUCGGCAGGCGAGAGCUUCUACGGCUACCGCCGUUAUGGCCGAAGCAGGACGGCAGGCGCAGAGCGCUCUCCUCCCACCGCGGGUGAUCCGGACCUCGAUUUCCCCCGUCGACCAGCCUGAGCGUGACCAUCCUCGAGUGCACCUCAACUCACGUGAGCAGCGCCCGGACUGGAGCGAAGUCGAGGGGCAGUAUGGAUCCGCGGUUCCAUACAGGGUGAACCCGCUGCCUGCGCCCCUGGAGGACAUGGUCACGCUCAAGUCUAAAUCCACUUCUAGGCCCAUGCGUUUUUCGAGGGAAGCCAUGCUUGCGUGUCACUAGCGCGUCACACCCGUAAAUUAUGCGACACAUUUUGUAUUUGGUAUUCGAUUUGCAAUAGUAGAGAAUAAUAAUGGGUUUGCAUAGUACAUUACUUCCUUCCUUCCUUUAUUUCUUUCGGCCAAGAAAACGACACAGAGCCCAAGAAAAACGAGUGUUGUGAGUUGGCUUAUGCGGCGACACCGAUUCCGAUGCGGCCGAGAAAGCGGUUGAAACGCCCCUGUCCGCAGCUGCGGGCGCUUUUGUAGGUGCGGACACUCCGGAAACUUUCCAUCGAGGGGAGUGCAUGCAGCACAGGAACCCCGACACUGCCACCGCCAGCGAUGGAUGCAGCUUUGGACGGGCGUGACCAGCUGCUGUGUUCAGGCAGUGCCCCAAGCUCGCUCGUAAGGAAUGUGGGCGACUUCUUGCAUCUUACGUCAGCUCCCCCGUUCGGUGAGGAAGGGAUGACUCCGAGAUGCGUCGAGGAGUUGUUGCGCGAUGCUCGGCCGAGCGAGCUAACGGCGUCUGGGUGCGAUGCUGGGGUAAGCGCAUACGGCCCAGAGAUCUCCACCCGAGGCUUGCGGGGCGGAGUCUUAGUUCGGGAGCGUAAAGUAAGAAACCGCUUCAAACUGGCAUAACCCUUCCCUGAGUCCUUGAAUACAUCCUCCUCGUCUUCGUCUUCGAGCGGAAGAACCCGCGGAUCCCAUUCCUCGCCUCUAACGCUGCCGUCGCCCACCUGGGCAAGCCGAUCCCGAUCUCCAGCGAAUCGAAGGAGAGGCAAGUCUUCGAACGUCACAGAUUUGCUCGCCGACGAGUGCUUCGUCAAGAUAGACGGUGAUCGCUUCGGCGACCGCGACAAAAUAGACCGCGUCGGCGUCGUGGCCCGCGACUCGGCAUAGAUCGAAGGCGAGGGGGGUGUCCUCGGCAAACUGCCUGUGCUGCUCGUAGUGGAGAUCGAUGACGACUCAGAUGCAGAGCGUUCGCGGUGGAUCGGAAGUCUGCUGACUCCUCCAAAGUCUUUGGCGCGCGGCAGUGCCCUGAAGUCCAACAAAUUCGGCGAAGAGCGCGAGAUGGAACCGGCUCGACGCGGGCCAGAUGGCGACCGAUUCGAGCCAGCCUGGAGCGGAGCCACGGUAGACCAAAACGGAGAUUGAUUCAUUUCCGUGACGGUAGUAGCAGAAGUUGGGGUGCGCGGCCGGAACGAAGUUGGCGGCCGGAUUCGAGAAGGAGUCGGCGUGAUGGACCGUGAGCUCGAUGAGGUGCGGGAGAGGGAUGGAGAGCUCGACGUCGAGCCCGACAGACUUGACGGGGAGCGAGAGAGCGUCGAUGGAGAACGGGGACGCCGGUAGAGCCAUUCUGUUGGUCGAGGCGAAAUACGAGUCGGAGGACCGUCUGAUGGCAAACUGGGAACUGAUCGCGGUGGCGUAGACGGCAAACGCUGCUCAUCGGCAGAGGAGGGCAGGCUAGUUCCACCUCGCUGAUCAAUAGCUUAGCAGUGUUCGCUCCAUCACAAGAUGCGCAAGACGUACGGAGUAGCCCACUCGACCUUUAGAAUCCGCACUACGCUUGGCGCUGCCGAAAAAGUCAUCGAGCAAUAUCGACCGGCGAGCGCUGUCGUCCAAUCGCGGGCGCGAGCACUUCGGUUUCUUUCGACAGAUGUCAGCGACGCAGAAAAUGUUUUCUUGAUGCAAUACAGACCAGGGACUGCGCUUUGACCGACUCGGGGGGAGAGACCAGCUCGUCAGAAUCCUCUCCGAACGCUUGGCUGGCGUUGAGCCAGCGAAUCUCGUCGAUUGUGAGCGAAGUGUAGAACCUUGAGGAUACAUUGCCUCUCCGC